CAUCCGCUCACCCACCAUUCAUUCCACAAGUCAUCAUAGACCCUGGUCGAUUCUUCCACUCGUUCAAACAGAUUCAACCCAAGGAAGCCAGAAAGCACUACACUCAGAACAUAACCUCAUCCACCAUCUUCACCUCAAAAUGUCCCACACAACCACAUCCACCACCAGCGCAGCGAGCGCCACCUCGACCUGCCACCAAAAGCUCUACCAAAUCCCCGUCAAAGACGCCGCCUGCGCCAUGCCCAUGACCGGCAACAACUCCGCCAUCAUGAGCAGCUGCUGCGGCUCCGCAGACAUCGUCUCUUACGACAGCUGCGACUACUACUGUCUCGCGGACGGACAGUCCGUCGGCACGCUGGCCGAGUGUUUGAUCAAGGCCUCCGAAGCCGGCGAGGUGUGGUGCAACACCAACGCCAACGCCACUGCCACGGGGAGCGUGCCGGCCACCGGGGCCGGGACGAUUGUGGCGACGGCUUCUGCCACCGGUACAUCCUCCCAGAAAUCGACGAGCUCGGGUUCAGCGACGGGGUCGAGCGCUUCGGCUAGCUCGACUAGCGGCGCUGCGGUUGGGUUGAGUAAGAAGGCGGUUGGGGUUGUUGCAUUGUUGGUGGCGGGCGUUGUUGGGGGUGGGUUGGUGUAGAAACGGGUAUGUUUGUUGUGGAGAGGUGUAUAAAAUAUGAGUGGGA
Messenger RNA from Aspergillus saccharolyticus JOP 1030-1, 686 nucleotides. RefSeq lists its product as uncharacterized. Lineage: Eukaryota; Fungi; Ascomycota; Eurotiomycetes; Eurotiales; Aspergillaceae. The record is from RefSeq and is a predicted model, not a curated record. The transcript has a single exon. The coding region runs from base 140 to 640 and encodes 166 amino acids.